CGCGCGGGUGGAGGGGCGCGGGCCGCGCGCGCUCCGGAGAUGCCUUCCUGCGAGGCUCCGGCAGCGCGGCCCGGGGAGAUCGCCCGCAGGCAGCGGAGGCGCGGCGGGCCGGGGGACGACCAGGGAGCCCCUAACAAAGCAGCUUUGGGAGGGCCGGAGGCCUCUGCCUCCCUCGGCGAUAGGUCCGCGAAGCUGCCUGUCACCCCGCAUAGGUGGAGGUGGCCAAUGGCGUGCACAGACGGAGCUCGAGUUGGCGCGCGCGCGCGGCUCGGCAUCGGUGGGAUUGGUCGGAGGUUGUGGGAAACGCGGAAACGGAGACGCUGGCGGUAGAGCCUCGAGCGAAACCUUUCCCUACACUAGGCCAGAGCUUCCUCCUCUCCUGAAGAACUCUAGACUUCCCCGUUUACAACAAAGGCUGGGAUGUAUGUUCCUUAGACCUUGAUUCCAUACACACAUGUUCGCCCCGGGAGCUGGGAAGGUCUGCGCUCCCGGGGUGAUCUUGUUGAAAACAAAAAGAAUUGCCCACGCUGUGGAAGACAAACCUAAACCGGAAAACUAAAAGUCAUCCCUGAUUCCUCCUUCUCCUUAACCCUCUCCCAUCCGUUUCUGUUAAACUCCCAAACCCCUUCCUCCCAUCCUGUCUCACCUGGACCUCAGUAAAGGGCUCCCAUCGUCCUUCUGUCCCAGGCCUUGCCCCCUGAAAUCUGUUCUCCACUUUGCAGAAUGAUCCUUCUAAGCAGAAAAGUCUCAUUUUGCGCUCUCAACUCUGGGUCUCUUUUCUUUCCCCAGAACACGUCCACCCCCAGCCCCUCCCUUCACUUCACUAAUUCCUACCCUUCUUCAGAUUCCAGCUUGGCCGCCAAGGCAUCCAUGCAGUAGGCGUUGCUGAACUCCUGCUGUGCAGUACCUGCUCUUACAGACCCCGGGAAGCCUCCUGUACCCUGUCAAGGUUAGAUGCCACGUUUCCACUUCCAGUGCUUCCACCCCCUGUACUCCCCUCACAGCCUGUAUUACACGG
Molecule: messenger RNA, 1018 nt
Organism: Nomascus leucogenys (northern white-cheeked gibbon)
Lineage: Eukaryota; Metazoa; Chordata; Mammalia; Primates; Hylobatidae
Gene: TIAM1-AS1
Exons: 2
Coding region: 40-330 (96 amino acids)
Source: RefSeq, a predicted model, not a curated record